Messenger RNA from Anisakis simplex (herring worm), 270 nucleotides. Lineage: Eukaryota; Metazoa; Nematoda; Chromadorea; Rhabditida; Anisakidae. The record is from the annotation of a GenBank genome assembly.
GGUGGAGCGAUCCGACAAGCAGGUGGAGCAUUCGGUAGACUUGAGGCUGCUCGAGAGGAGAAAUUCUUUCAUGACCUGCUUACGAUUAGCAAUACGCCUAACCUCUUGCAGAAUGAACAACAAAUCAUAGCGCUGAAACAAGAACUGGAAGCGAAAGCGAAUUCGGCGAGUGGGGAACAACUGAAAGAAUUAACGAACAAAAUCGAUCUGCUGUCUCGAGAGGCUGAAAGACAACGCAAUGUUAUUUCCAAGAAGCCAGUGCCUGAGUAA